GGCGCGCCAACCCAGAGACCAUCAGCAGGUGAGCAGUGAGAGAAUGGACGCUGAAAGUGUUGCGCAAAACAGUGAGCGACAAAUGGAGGCCACUUCAUUCCCGUUAUCAGUGACUACCGAGUGGCUGGAGGACGGAAACGAGACGACUGAGAAUCAGUUCCAGCAACCCGACUGGCAGGUGGCUCUGUGGGCUAUAGCCUACUCCCUGAUUAUUCUGAUUUCUGUCACUGGGAAUGUAACGGUAAUCUGGAUUAUCCUCGCUCACCGACGCAUGAGAACUGUAACCAACUACUUCAUAGUCAACCUGGCCUUCUCUGAUGUUUCCAUGGCAACCUUCAACACGCUCUUUAACUUCGUCUACGCGCUGCACAACGACUGGUACUUCGGCUUGGGCUACUGCCGGUUUCAGAACUUCUUCCCCAUCACUGCCAUGUUUUCUUCCAUUUACUCCAUGGCUGCUAUAUCAGUGGACAGGUACAUGGCCAUCAUCCAUCCAUUAAAGCCCCGCCUCUCCUCCACCUCCACCAAGGUUGUGAUUGGUGUGAUUUGGGUUGUAGCAUUUGCAUUGGCUUUCCCUCAGUGCUACUACAGUGUGACCAGGUUCUACUAUCCUCGAACUGUCUGCAUGGUCGACUGGCCAGAUGAUUAUGGAGGAACACAUCAACUCAGUUACCAGCUGGCAGUGAUAUUGUUGAUCUACCUGCUCCCCCUGCUGGUGAUGCUGGUGACCUACAGUUUGGUUGGUCGAACGCUGUGGGGUGGCCACAUUCCCGGAGAGGCAAAAGACCAUUACCACAGCCAGAUAACAGCUAAGAGAAAAGUAGUGAAGAUGAUGGUCGUCGUGGUGAUGACCUUUGCCCUUUGCUGGCUGCCGUACCACAUCUAUUUUAUAUUAGGAUCAUUCAACAAAGACAUUUAUAAACAACACUACAUUCAACAGGUAUACCUGGCCAUAUUCUGGUUAGCUAUGAGUUCAACGAUGUAUAAUCCUAUCAUUUACUGCUGUCUAAACCAAAGGUAA
Myripristis murdjan (pinecone soldierfish) is the source of this 1021-nucleotide messenger RNA. RefSeq names its product tachykinin receptor 2 (gene tacr2). Gene Ontology annotation, biological process: positive regulation of flagellated sperm motility; G protein-coupled receptor signaling pathway. Gene Ontology annotation, molecular function: substance K receptor activity. The record is from RefSeq and is a predicted model, not a curated record. The transcript is spliced from 7 exons. Bases 44 to 1021 code for a protein of 325 amino acids. Gene Ontology annotation, cellular component: plasma membrane; sperm midpiece. NCBI's taxonomy places the organism in Eukaryota, Metazoa, Chordata, Actinopteri, Holocentriformes, Holocentridae.